This is a messenger RNA of Amoebophrya sp. A120, 917 nucleotides long. The record is from the annotation of a GenBank genome assembly. NCBI's taxonomy places the organism in Eukaryota, Dinophyceae, Syndiniales, Amoebophryaceae.
UCCCCAUCCUGACUCUGGUAUAGGGACGUUUUUACUCAGGAUAGCAGCUCCAAUAUGAUCAUCCUACUGGACGACUGCUGGACACGGGUGUGAAAGAACCCAUUCCGUUUGAUAGACGCCUGGGCGACUUAUUGGGAAAUAGAAAAAAUCCGCAGUUGGAGAUGGUGACGGUAGAAGAGCUAUCAACUGUAAAAAUGUCUGAGUCUGGAUCUGGAAGCAUUCAUGUUUGUCAUGCUUGUCUGGCAUGACUCUUACAAUUCUGUCACGCACGUUACCCAAGAGCUCCGCCUUUCUGUGAUGCAGAGCCGCAGUUUGUCAUGCAGAAUAGGCAACACCUAGGAGCUCAGAAACAUGUCAUGCUGAGCCAGUAUUCGUAGCCUCAUCAUGAGACGCCACCCGGCAUCACAAGUUUCCAGACCCAGACAUUUUUACUUUUGAUAAGAGCCCAUUUUUUUCGUUAUCCAGCAGAAGGGCGAACGCCUCCCGCAGUAUCGGAUCAUCGAGAAAUGGCAGAGGAAAGUUUUGUAUCAAGUGCAAAAAUGUCUGGGUCUGGAAACUUGUGAUGCUGGGUGGCGUAUCGUGAGGAGGCCACAAGUGCUGGCUCAGCAUGACAAGUUUCUGAGCUUCUAGGUGUUGCCUAUUCUGCAUGACAAACUGCGUGUCUGCAUGACAGAAAAAUGGCGCUCUUGGGUAACGUGCAUGACAGAUUUGAGAGUUAUGCCAGACAAGCAUGACAAACAUGCACUCUUCCAGACCCAGACAUUUUUACAUUUGAUAUUUUGAUGGAUCUGGUCACGGGCCCUGAGCAUUAUCAUGAGGCGCUGAAUCACGCUCCGCACCUACUGGAUUUCCGAAGAUGUCAAAUACUCCAAGAGCUGCCCGCGCAAGAAGAGGACACCCGCACUUUUGAUUUCCUG